Messenger RNA from Melanotaenia boesemani (Boeseman's rainbowfish), 4624 nucleotides. Its product is annotated as A-kinase anchor protein 7-like. Lineage: Eukaryota; Metazoa; Chordata; Actinopteri; Atheriniformes; Melanotaeniidae. The transcript has 11 exons. The record is from RefSeq and is a predicted model, not a curated record. The coding region runs from base 455 to 1990 and encodes 511 amino acids. Gene Ontology annotation, cellular component: cytosol. Gene Ontology annotation, molecular function: protein kinase A regulatory subunit binding.
AGUGUUUACAAACGGAUACAUCCGGUUGGUCCUAUCAAUUAGCGCGUUUGCUUAAAAUUUUACUUGGUUGUCACUAGUGCAGACUAGUUUCCUGACAAGUUUCCUGUUAGAAAACACUGCCGAUAUACUUUAUAGACGAUCAACUAGGUGGCAACUUAUCGAUAAAUGUUACUUUAUCUCAUUUUGCUAAUCAUUAACACAUGUCCUAAGAGACAGUUAGCUGUUAGCAGUGCAACAGAUGUGCAGCCUGGUAGUUUGAUUCAGGACAACAGGUGUUAGGUUUAGGUUUAGAGAUGGAAAAUUAUUAACCUGGGAGUUUCUCAUUCGUAACUGUCCUGAAAGAACCUGCAGGCCAUGUUUUCUUUCUUGAAAGGUCUGCUCCAGUUAGCUGACAUGUCGGUAUUCGGCAGCUGUUAACCUCGCUGGUACCUAAAAUUCACCACAUUUUUGUGUCAUGAACUUCGGCCGCGUCCUCUUGCGCUCCAGUUUGCAGUGUUCAAAAUUUCUUUGUUUUCAGAGGAUAAAUUCAGUGCUGAAGAAGCUAUAUUCUUCAUCUGCCAGUCAUAGUCCAAAAGUCAGAGCCUUUCAGCCAUCAGCACAUUGGUUUGGACUUCAGGCUACAGCUCAGCCCUGUUGUUAUCUGCCAGCAGUGAGUGACAUGCAGCCAUCCUGCCUCUCCUAUGGAAGAGAGACCAAUGUGGUGGCCUCUGAUGAUGAAGAUGACGAUGAAGAGUGUGGUGGUGAAAAUCUGGUUGAACAGGAUAGCAGAAUGCAAAAGGAAGAUAUGAUAAUCUCUGGUCAACUGGAUCUACAGAGUAUGGCCCGCAUAGGCAUCACAGAGACCAGAACCUCUACGGUGUCUCCAGCUUCCAAAGGAUCAAAUGAGAAAAUAUCAAAGAGUAAAAUAAGGAGGGAGAAGAAGAAGUUGAUGAAGAAAAAGCUUAAGUCAUCAGAUGCUUCUGCCAGUUUAAUGUCAGAGCUUCCAUUUGCUCUGACCAGUCCCACCACAUGGAAAGAGCUGGGAUUCCCCAACUCAGACUCUGCACAAAGAAAGAGGAAGCGAGGAGAUGGCGGAGGCCAAGUGGACAGUGAGGAAGGUGGAGACAAGAAGAAAAAAAAGAAAGGGAGCCAAAGACCAAACUAUUUUGUCUCCAUCCCCAUCACCAACACUCAGAUAAGCUCAGCUGUGACUGAAGUCCAAGAGGUGGUGCUUCAACAGGAGCCUCGAUUAGCCAAAGCCAUGAUCCCUGUCCCAACUCUUCAUAUCACACUAUUAGUCACUCAUCUUGCCCAUCAGGAGCAAGUAGAUCUGGCGGCAGCCGUGCUGGCUCAGGCCGAGCAGUCAGUGGCUGAGCUGCUGGGUGGGCGGGAUCUGGUGCUGCCUUUCUCAGGGAUCCGUCAUUUCAGGAAGGAGGUGGUGUUUGUUGGACUGGCUACUGGACAGCACACACGCACACUGGACAGUCUGGCAGGGUUGUUGAGGAGCCGUUUUGAGGAGCAGGGUCUUCUGCAAGGGGAGGGUCGUGGCUUUGAACCCCAUCUCACCAUUAUGAAGCUGUCCAGAGCAUCAAAACUGCGAUCUCAGGGUAUAAAGCGUGUGGAUCCAGCCCUUUACUCCGACUAUACGAGCAAAUUUUUUGGAAACCAGAUGGUGGAGCGAGUGGAUCUGUGUUCUAUGCUGAAAAAGAAGCAACAAGAUGGAUAUUACCACACUGAGACUUCACUACAGCUAAAUUUGACUCAAAGUCCCACCCAUGCCAAACGUUCAAGUGGGCGCCGCCGGUCUGAGCCCGAUGAGGCGGAGUUACUGAGGGUCAGCAAGCGAUUGGUUGAGGAUGCCAUCAGUCGCGCCUUGCAACAGUACAAACAAGAAACACUUCAAAAUGGGGGUGGGCCCAAUGCAGCGCCAGUGCAAUCUCCUGGAAAUACAGAGGAAACUCCUGCAAAGACGGACACUACAGCUAACUCCUCCACAGACAACAGGAAGUGACAUCGACUGACAGAGGCACGCAGACUGAAAAACCAGCAGCCCAGGAAACAUCAGCCCGGCCUGGCUUACCAGGGGAGAAGUCAGUAAGACCUGGGCACAAAGCCUGAACCAGCCAACCAGUCAGCCUACUUUGCUGACUAGCUAACAAAACUAGCCAAACCAAAAGCUAGCCACCCAUUCUGGUUACCUCCCACUUGAGCUAGCUGGACAUAGGGCUGGUUGAAUAGAAAAUGUAGCCUCAGAUCAAUGCUAAGUGACCGUCCCAUCAGGCCAGCUAGCUAAACAUGCUAGUUUACUCACUGACUGCUGUUCAACACCUAGCAGCAAUGAUUACAUCCCUUGUUCUUCUCUCAGCUGGGAGUCUGCCCAGAAAACAUGCGAAGCACUCUAAAGAUAGACAUGCACAUGUAGGCCUCACUGUGAUCUGACACUCAGAAACUGCCCUUUUAGAAGAAAAUUAUAUUUUGUAGAAAGUUUGGUUUAUCAUUACACUUAAAAAAAACUUGACAGAUCCUUAAUGUCCUUAUGAGUAUUUCAGGUAGAAAAAGUAUUUGAGCACUUUUGUCUACAAAAAUCAGUGCUUUCCACAUAGAUAAACGUCGCUCAAAUGUUCAUGUUUGUAGCUGAAAAGGAUGUAACGUUACCAGAGUCCUGUUGUGAGUGGCUGGAUUUUUCAAACAAACGUGGUUCAGUAUGUUGAACUUUUGGUUUGUGCAAGCUUUUGUUGAACUGUUUGUAUCUUGAGUGUCCACUUUAGGACAUGGCUCUUAUUUAAGCUUCCAGGAUUUUAGCUCCCUCUUCAGAUGUUUGUCCUCCAUUUUCCACACAUCGGCUGGUUACAGAAAAAGAUGUGCCCCCCCCUAACCUCUCAGCUGAGUUUUAGGUAUUGUAUAACAAUGUUGCAUUAACCAAGUGUGUUCUCCUAAGGCAGCACCAAGACAAUCGUCAAGUUAAGAUGGAUUCACCUUCGAAAUCCACACACACCUCAUCGGUUUGACGUCAACGACUAAGCUCCACAAGCAACACUAACUUUCUCAAGUUGUCAGGUGGAUUAGGGGCAGUCAUUUGGGGAAGCUGAGAAAUAAUCUAACAAUAUAGUACACUAUGAGUUGCCAAGAACACAUCUGUACAUCAUUAAUACCAAAACCUAAUUAAAAAAAUGUUUCAUCACUCAGCUUGUUUGUACAUGGAUGCGCUUUUUUUUUUGGGUUUGGUUUUCAAGCUGUAUGCUACCAUUGAUUUUUAUUGUUUUUUGGGGUAUAUGAAAUGAAUUUUUAUGAUCAGAAACAGAUUAUUUAUUAUAUAAUUUUCAUUUAAGUGCAUUCAUACACUGUGUUGAAUCCCAUAAGACACACGGGAGUCUGGCUUUUUGAGGCUCAGUGCUGAUGUGAGGAGCUUUUUUUUCCCCUGUAGUAGUGUUUAAGCAGUUAAAGCCAAGCAGUGAUUCAGAUGGCAGAGCUGAGGCCAAGGAGGUUAACUCAGACAAUCACUGCUUGUCGACUGAAAACCCUCCAGCUUUUUGAGUUCAACGUCUUCCCUCCUAAACUCUUACAUUAAGGCUUAACAGCUUAUUAAACCCAUCCAUACCAUUCUGAAAUAGCUGUUUAAAUUAAGGGAGAAAGUUUCUUUGAGAGAGAAUAAAAACACUACUGGAAAUAAGGUUUUCAACUGAAAGAUAGUGACAGCUACUGUAAAGGUGAUUAUUUAAUUAUUUUAGCUAAUUAUUUGCUUUGCUGUUUGACCACAGUUAUGUUUAUGUUGAAAAAAAAGUGAUUUAAUAUGAAAAAAUGAGGGUUUUGGAUUUUUUUUUUCUUUUGAGAGUAUUUUGAAGAUCUAAAAGCACAAGAUUUUAAAUUUCAGUUUUUAAUAGGUUUUAGUUUUAAAUUUUAUGGAGCAGGAAAUCAUACAAAUGCUGUCAGAUCAGCUUACUUUUGUUUAAAGUGGCCUUUAGUCACGAAAACAAAUUAAUGUGAUUCUGGUUUUUCUCGUUAAGUGCUUAACCUGUCAGUGCGUAGGCGACAUUUUUAGCCAGUGUGGGCGAGGAAGGCUCCCUUUGCUGUGGGAUUUGCCAAAGUCCUUAAAUGUCAACCUGCUGCUGAGAAGUUGGAUUUUUAUGUUAAAUGUAAAAUGAUUUUCAGCUACUUUAAGUUUGCUUUGAGCUGGAAAAUGCACUCAUCCCCAUGAAAUCCACGAACACCAUCACUUUGGACUCAUUGAAACGCGUGGAUUCUCUCUUAAGGAGGACUUUAUAGACUUUUCAGUUUAAUCUUUUAUUGUCACCAGAUCCUUAAUCUCCUUGGGAAAAAAAAAACAUCCCCUUUAAUACGCUAAUUGUCUUGUUGACCUGUGUGGUUAAUCUGUUCAUCUGUCUAAAGAUGCGUGAGUGUGUGUGUUUGCACAGCGCCAAUGGGGAUGUUUGAUCAGUGGCUCCCCUGAGACACUCCUGUCUGUAUCAAUCAUGGUGAGAUUUGGAGCUUUAUGUGUGUGAACAACCGUAAAAAACUGAGCUUUCUUUGUUUGGCCUUCCAUAUGUCCACAUCUGCGUUGGGCUGUGUGGGUGUGUUUCUUUGAACUGUGUACUGUAUAUCUUGUUCUGCCAUAUUUGAACAAUAAAACAGGAUAUGAGAUUCUAAA